AUGCAGAAGCUGGAGACCCUCGACGUCACACAGGGGACCCAGGUGUCUCUUGCAACCGGUUUCCAGAUCGCAGACGCUCCCGGCGUCUUCUUUGUGCCGUCAGGCGCGCUCCUCCUUGCACCCAACGUCACAGUGCGCGGACCCCUCACAUUCGAGGCAGACGGUUCCAGCAUCGAGUUUCCUUUCAAGCGAGGCGGCCGCAUUGUGUGGACGAACGGCGACGCAUCAAAUACAGCACUGAGGGCAUGA
Molecule: messenger RNA, 249 nt
Organism: Coccomyxa subellipsoidea C-169
Lineage: Eukaryota; Viridiplantae; Chlorophyta; Trebouxiophyceae; Coccomyxaceae
Exons: 2
Coding region: 1-249 (82 amino acids)
Source: RefSeq, a predicted model, not a curated record